This is a messenger RNA of Centruroides sculpturatus (bark scorpion), 3984 nucleotides long. RefSeq lists its product as uncharacterized. Bases 23 to 3865 code for a protein of 1280 amino acids. The transcript has 2 exons. Lineage: Eukaryota; Metazoa; Arthropoda; Arachnida; Scorpiones; Buthidae. The record is from RefSeq and is a predicted model, not a curated record. Gene Ontology annotation, molecular function: nucleic acid binding; RNA-DNA hybrid ribonuclease activity.
AUAUGCUUCUCACACUCUGUCCAUGCUGGAAAAUAAUGGCACAAUAAUCAGCGAUAUACAGGGUAUUGCUGAUACGUUGGGCGAAACGUUUUCUACUUCAUCUAGCAAUAUUAUGUAUUCAGGAAAUUUUCAGGCUUAUAAAGCCCAAAGUAAAAAACAAUAUUUAAACUUUCAUUCCUCAUAUAAUGAGGACUAUAAUGUGCCAUUCACCAGCAUAGAACUACAUACAGCGAUCUCUCGCUCGGGUAAUAGUGCUGUAGGACCGGAUAAAAUUCACUACAGCAUGAUUAAAAAUCUGUCAAACAAUUCCCUUUGUAAUCUUCUGUGUCUGUUUAACAGAAUAUGGACAGAACAUACUUUUCCUGACUCUUGGAGGCUAUCUAUCGUUAUUCCCAUUCCCAAGCCUGGUAAAGACCACAAGAAUCCCUCUAAUUACAGACCAAUCUCUUUGACAAGUUGUCUGUGUAAACUCUAUGAGAGAAUGGUAAACAGACGCCUGAUGUUCCUCCUAGAGGAAAAGAACUAUUUUUCACCACAUCAGAGUGGAUUCCGUAGGAACAGAAGUACCUCUGAUAACUUAGUAAACCUUGAAACAUCUAUACGCGAAGCGUUUGUUAGACGACAGCACUUAGUGUCUGUAUUUUUCGAUAUAGAGAAGGCCUAUGAUCGCUGUUGGCGAUACGGGAUACUCCGUGAUCUGUACAAAUUCGGAUUGCGGGGCAAUUUGCCAAUUUUUAUAAAAAACUUUUUACAGAAUCGAAGAUUCCAUGUCAGGAUGGGCAACACUUUAUCUAGGCCUUUUACGCAAGAAGAAGGUGUUCCUCAAGGCUCUAUUUUGAGUGUGACUCUGUUCCUAAUUAAAAUUAAUAGCAUCGCUAACUGUCUUCCCCCUAGUGUGAAACACUCUUUGUAUGUGGAUGACUUUCAGAUCUCCUGCCAGUCUAGCAACAUGAGCUUUAUCGAGAGACAACUGCAAACCUCCCUAAAUCGCAUAGACAAUUGGUCCAAGAUUAAUGGUUUUACUUUUAAUACAGAGAAGACCUCGUGCAUCCACUUUUGCCGAAGGCGUGGUUUGCACUUGGACCCUGAAAUUCACCUAAAUGGUGUUAAAAUCCCAAUGGUCAACGAGACAAAGUUCUUGGGAGUCAUAUUUGAUUCCAAACUGACAUUCUUACCACACUUACGCAAUUUGAAGAGUAGAUGUUUAAAAUCUUUGAACCUUUUAAAGGUACUGUGCUGCUUAUCCUGGGGAGCAGACAAAGUUUCUAUGCUCAGGAUUUACAGGGCUAUUGUCCGCUCAAAGCUAGAUUACGGAUGCAUUGUUUAUGGCUCUGCGCGAGAAUCUACUCUUCGGAUGCUGGAUCCAAUCCACCAUCAAGCAUUACGUUUGUGCACUGGUGCAUUUCGAACUUCUCCUGUCCAAAGUUUGUAUGUGGAUGCUUAUGAGCCUCCACUAUCUCUCAGGAGAGAACAGUUGUCUCUUUUCUAUUAUAUAAAACAGAAAUCGCAUACUAAACCUUCAGUUGAUUGUACAGUAUCAGAUACUCAGCUGAAAAGGUUAUUUGAAGCUCGGAGAAGUAGUGUCCCCACAUUCAUCAUAAGAAUGGAGAAUGUAAGCAGCACAAUUGACCUUAACACAUGCAACAUCUCACAGGUUGAGGUUAAUAGUAUUCCACCUUGGUCAAUUCCAGCGAUAGAUGUUGAUUUAAGCUUAAAGCAGUUCCCCAAAGAAACCACGCCAGACUGCGUCUAUAGACAGCACUUCGCACAAAUUCAACAUUGUGACAGGAAUUUAAUCCCUAUUUAUACAGAUGGAUCGAAGUCGGAUAACUACGUUGGCCUAGCCUUUGUUUGCCAAAAUGAAAUCGUGGCAGAACAAAUAGCACCGAAUUCCUCCAUCUUUUCUGCGGAGUUGCAGGCUAUUUAUUUAGCCCUAAAGUAUAUAAAUAGGAAAGGUCAUCGCUGCUGCGUGAUUUACACUGACUCAGUUAGUGCACUUCAGGCUCUGAUCUCGUAUGAACCUAGUUCACACUCCAUAGUUACUAAAAUUCGAAAACUAAUUUGUCAUCUGACUACGAGAAAUUUUUUUGUGAAGUUCUGUUGGGUCCCAGGCCACGUGGGUAUAAGAGGUAAUGAAGAAGCUGAUACAGCUGCUAAGUCAGCAAGCCCUUCACAGCAUACAAUGCAUAUUGAAGGAGGUGAUUUGAAGCUGGUCGUUAAAAAACGACUAGCAGAGAGAUGGCAAAAUAUGUGGAACGCACAAAUCCACAAUAAACUACACGAGAUCAAACCUUUGAUAGAAAAUUGGACACACAAUAGGCAGUAUGAUAGGAGAUCUGAGGUUGUCCUUACUCGUUUGAGAAUUGGACACACACGACUGACUCAUCAAUACCUUUUGAAGGGAGAUGACGAAGCAGUAUGUCAGUACUGCAAUUGUACCGUAAGUGUUAAACACAUACUUUGCAAUUGCAUCGCUCUUGAUCAAUGUCGUAGACAGCAUUUUGGAAAUGCAAGUUUGAGUGAGAUUUUGGGCCAGAGGCCAAAACUUGAUAAGUUACUGAACUUUCUUAAAGUUGUAAAUAUUUAUAAAGAGAUUUAUCGCUCUGCGCGAGAAUCUACUCUUCAGAUGCUGGAUCCAAUUCACCAUCAAGCUUUGCGUUUGUGCACUGGUGCAUUUCGAACUUCUCCUGUUCAAAGUUUGUAUGUGGAUGCUUAUAAGCCUCCACUAUCACUCAGGAGAGAACAGUUGUCUUUUUUUUAUUACAUUAAACAAAAAUCUCAGAAAAAACUUACAGCUGAUUGUACAGAUACUCAGCUGAAAAGAUUAUUUGCCGCUCGGACGAGUUGUGUCCCUACAUUCGACAUAAGAAUGGAGAAUGUAAGCAGCACGAUUGACCUAGACACAAGCAACAUCUCACAUGUUGAGGUUAAUAGUAUUUCACCUUGGUCAUCUUCACCGAUCGAUGUUGAUUUAAGCUUAAAGCAGUUCCCUAAAGAAACCACGCCAGACUACGUCUAUAGACAGCACUUCGCAGAAAUUCAGCAUCGUAACAGGAAUUUAAUUCCUAUAUACACCGAUGGAUCUAAAUCGGAUAACUAUGUUGGCUUAGCCUUUGUUUGCCAGGAUGAAAUUGUGGCAGAACAAAUAGCACCGAAUUCUUCCAUCUUUUCUGCGGAGUUGCAGGCUAUUUAUUUAGCCUUAAAGUAUAUAAAUCGGAAAGGUCAUCGUUGCUGCGUGAUUUACACUGACUCAGUUAGUGCACUUCAGGCUUUGAUCUCGUAUGAACGUAGUUCUCACUCCAUAGUUAUUAAAAUUCGAAAACUAAUUUGUCAUCUCACUACGAGAAAUUUUUUUGUGAAGUUCUGUUGGGUCCCAGGCCACGUGGGUAUAAGAGGUAAUGAAGAAGCUGAUACAGCUGCUAAGUCAGCAAGUCCUUCACAGCAUACAAUGCGUAUUGAAGGAGGUGAUUUGAAGCUAGUCGUUAAAAAACGACUAGCAGAGAGAUGGCAAAACGUGUGGAAUGCACAAAUCCACAAUAAACUUCACGAGAUCAAACCUUUGGUAGAAAAUUGGACACAUAAUAGGCAAUAUGAUAGGAGAUCUGAGGUUAUCCUUACUCGUUUGAGAAUUGGACACACUCGACUGACUCAUCAAUACCUUUUGAAGGGAGAUGACGAACCAGUAUGUCAGCACUGCAACUGUGCUGUAAGUGUUAAACACAUAUUUUGCAACUGUGUUGCUUUUGAUCAGAUUCGUAGACAGCAUUUCGGAAAUGCAAGCUUUAGAGACAUUUUGGGCCAGAGGCCAAAUCUGGAUAAUAUACUGGACUUUCUGAAAGUCAUUAAUAUGUAUAGAGAAAUAUGAUGAUUUUAUUAUUGUAUAGUUUUAUUUACUUCAUGGUGCAUAUUUAAAUUAUUGUAUAUAUUUUUUGUUGUUUAUUUAUUUAUUUUUUGUUGUUGUUUAUUUAUUUAUUUAUUAUAUUU